UUAGUAGAUAAAAAAGAUUAUUCAUAAAGAUAAUCGGUAGGUGUUGCUUUUUUAUAUAUUUUUUUGCAAUCAAUGCUCUUCCUCCUGUGUACGAUUAUCGAACGAUAACAUUAAAACUACUUGUAUCUUUAUCUACACUUCAAAUUGAUCACAAACUAUUGAUACUAAUUUAUUUUAAGUCUCAGUGCUUCAAAGAACGACAACUAUUAAGGGCAGUUUUAUAACUAAUUAAAGAACCUCGCUAUUUUACCGCGAUGAAGUUUUAUGUGCUAUUAUUAUUUCUUGCCUUUGGCAAAUUAGGUUCUUCAAUUGAAUUUGAAGACUGCGGAUCAGAAUAUUAUUUAGACGAAGUUGAAAUUGAGGGUUGUACUGAAUUACCAUGUUGCCUUUUUCUUGGGGAACAACAUAGAAUAAAUAUGAAAGUUUUUUCGAGUUUUCGCAGUGAAAAUUUACACCAACAAAGUUAUUUAGUCAUCAAAACAAUUCAAGUUGAAUUAGAAGUAACCCCAGAUGAUUUAUGCGAUCAAGUUACUUGUCCUGUUUCAAAUGACUAUGAUGUUAGUUUCAGCGCUGUGAUGAAUGUUAAUCAAUCUUUCGUUCCGCUUGAAGCUGAUCUUUAUUGGAAAAUACGUAAUGAAGAAGGACUUGCUGUUCUGUGUAUGAGGACGGAUGUAAUUCUUCGAGAUAGAAACAAACCAGAGGAUAACGAAAUGUGCAAAUAAAACAAAUUAAAAGAAAUCAAAUUGAAAUUGAGAGAUUAUUGUCGGUAUACUUUUAGUUAUAUCCUUUUAGUGGUGAAGGGUUUUUAAAAAUAAAAAAAACAUCAAAUAUAAGUGGGAAAAAAUUGAAAUAAAUAAUGUGUAUUGAUUGUAAUCUCUAAUUGAAAAGACUGGUAUAUAAGGAAACCCACUACUUUAUUUGUGUAUUUAUUUUUAAUUUAUGUUUAAUAAAAAAAAAUAGGAUUUUUUA
Molecule: messenger RNA, 969 nt
Organism: Onthophagus taurus
Lineage: Eukaryota; Metazoa; Arthropoda; Insecta; Coleoptera; Scarabaeidae
Gene: ML8
Product: MD2-like 8
Source: RefSeq, a predicted model, not a curated record